Messenger RNA from Coccinella septempunctata (seven-spotted ladybird), 2058 nucleotides. RefSeq names its product fatty-acid amide hydrolase 2-like. The record is from RefSeq and is a predicted model, not a curated record. The coding region runs from base 342 to 1901 and encodes 519 amino acids. NCBI's taxonomy places the organism in Eukaryota, Metazoa, Arthropoda, Insecta, Coleoptera, Coccinellidae. The transcript has 8 exons.
AUGUGGUCAUUGUCCACUGCAUUCUUGAUGGUGCACCCAAAUGGACUGGGUACCAUUUUGAUGGAACUGUCAAAGUCAUUAUCAUUCAAAAUGAGUCCCCUUGAUCAUUUCUCGUUCAGUGAUCUAGUCGGUUUCGAUAAUUCAGUGUUAUCACAAUCCGAAUAUAGCCAGUGAAAAAAAAAACGGUUUUACAGAGUGAUACGCGGUGCCGCAGUAGUUCUUCAUAGAAACGCGUAUCAAAGUGUAAUUGGCGUAGCGGAUCUAUGUUGUUAUUUCUAUGGUUACAUCUAAAGUGUGCUGAACAGUGUUUUUAUAUAUAGAAGGUAAAAAGUGCAUAGAAAAUGGUAGCUACUUAUAUUCUCAGAGCUGUCAUUUAUGUGAUUCUGCAAAUAACUUGGGUUUGCUAUAUUCCCCUAGACAUAAUAAGACUGUUUUAUAAGAAAAAAAUUUGUCCCCCUAUUACAAAUGAACUACUUCUUCUGAGCGCUUCCGAAGUUGCUGAAAAAAUACGAAAAAGAGAGGUUUCCAGCGAAACUAUUGUGAGAUCCUAUAUAGAGAGGAUAUCUGAAGUUAACCCUCUGUUGAAUGCUGUUAUUGAUGAAAGAUUCGAUGAAGCUCUGGAGGAAUCUAAGCAUGUUGAAAAUAUUCUAAACAGUGUUUCUAUGAAGGAAUUGAAGGAUAAUUACCCUUUGCUAGGAGUACCUUUCACAGUCAAAGGAAGCCUAGCAGUAGAAGGUUUGGAUCAUUCUGCUGGAGUGAAACUUAAACAAAAAAUAGCGCUGAAAAACGCAACCGCUGUACAAAAACUGAUGGAUGCUGGUGCAAUACCUUUGUUGGUUUCGAAUACUCCAGAAUUUUGUCUCAAUUGGGAAACUACGAAUAAACUGAUUGGAAGAACCAAUAACCCUUACGAUCUGAGAAGAACCGUGGGGGGAUCUACAGGAGGUGAGGCUGCUCUACUAAGUGCUGCCGCUUCGCUCAUCGGAAUAGGCUCUGAUGUUGCCGGAUCGCUGCGUAUUCCAAUGCACUAUUGCGGUGUUUGGGGACACAAACCUUCACCCAGGCUUAUAUCCCUAGAUGGUCAUUAUCCUAAGUGUCCAGAAGAAGAGUGGCCUGAUGUUUUCCAGGUGGGACCUGUAAGCAGAUACGCAUCCGAUUUGUCGACCAUAUUUGAACUAAUGGUGGAGCCCAAUAUGAAGAGUAGACUAAAACAACCUGUGGAUUUGCGAAAACUGAAAGUUUAUUAUUUGAAGGAAAUAAGGAAUCCUCUGGUGUCUAGGGCGAAUGCAGACACAAAGAGGGCAGUUGAGAAAGUAGUGAACUAUUUCAAUAAUUACACUGAGAAGUCUGUGGCUGAGGAGAUCAACAGUGAUAUGCUCAAAUUCGCGUCAGAAUACUCUUAUUUUAGACUUUUACUAGUGGACAAUGUUGAUAAUUUAUUCGAAGGAAAGGGUGAGGGUGCCCAUAUGGAGUUACUCCGUUUCCUCUUCUGCAUGUCACAAUCCGUAUUCACAACGAUAGGUUACGGACUUCUGAGGUGGUGGACAUCGACUUUUCCGGAAUACUACAAAAAGAAAACUCUCGACGAUCUGGACGCUCUCAAGAAGGAAAUGUUGGAGCUUUUGAACGAUCAGAGCGUGCUGAUCAUGCCAACAUUUACCAAAGAAGCCGCGUUUCAUGGUGACGUACUUAAGAGAUUGUUCGAUUAUGGAUACUGUGGUAUUUUUAAUGCAUUAGGACUGCCAUCUACUGAUUGUCCAGUGAUGCAAACGGAGGAAGGUCUGCCCAUUGGAAUACAGGUCAUAGGAGCGCCGUAUUGUGAUCGGCUCUGUUUAGCUGUGGCGAAAGAAAUAGAAAAGGCAUUUGGUGGUUGGAAACCGCCAUCAUCAAAUGACAAUUAAGGCCACUUUGGAACUGGCAAGUAUCUGAUAGAUGAGUGAGAAUUUUGAAUGCCGAGGAGGAGUUCGAACUUGGGGUGCAAAAAUGAAGUGGAUAUUUCAAGGAUGUAUAUAUAUGUUAUUUAUAAAAUAGAAAUUUUAUUAAAAACAUCAAAACCAA